GGUUCAUGUAGGGAUCUGUCUUUUUUCUGUUUUGAUUGACAAGACCUUUUUCUAUAUAUUUGAGCAAUUAAGCAGUCAGACCAAUAGCAGCAGGUAGAGAGGCUCACAGGAGUAAAUGUGAAAGUACUUCACAAGUGUCCUGCCAUUCCCUUUGCCAUUCUGAAAUCUUGAGUGCAAUUUUCAUCUCUGAAGAAGAGUGGAAGCUGACAAGGUGAGGUGAGAUGAGUGCCUUUAAGAUGAAGCUUAGCAGGUUGUCCUAGGGUGUUGUACUAUAUUGGUGAGAAAUUUGGAUCUGAAUUCUUUAACAAGAAUUUACAAAAUAUUUAUAAAAGCACACCCACCUCUAUUCUAUUUUGUCUAUCAGCCAAUAUCAAAGGUUUGACUCAUGUUCUUAGAGAGGACAUAGGGAAUAGAUAAAAAAAUUAUGAUGGCAGAAAUUUGCAAACUUCUAGUAUUCUAUUUUAAAUAUGUCUGGUUUGCAUCACAGAUUUUUAUUAAUUGGUGACAAAGUGCCAUAAUAGGUCAGAGAAAGUCCAAAUAGAAGGAUGUUAUUAAGGUAAAGAUCACUGAAAGGUGCUGAAUUUCAGAAGCAUAUUUAAGAGCUGUUAUUUACAAUAUGCAAACUGUAUGUAAUUAUUAAUAUUUUAAUUGUAUCACUAUUCUAUUAAGUUACCCAGCCUAUGAAACUUUCUUAAAGGACGUGCCUUCACUUUUACAUAAGUGCAAUGUUUUGUUUGAAAUUGUAUUUCUUCUUGUUAAUAACAGUCAUAAUGCUUGGGGAUUUUGGUCAUGAGAUUUGGAAUUGAAAAGGUCCUUAGAGAUCAUAGUUCAGUUCUUUCAAUUUGUAGAUGAGGGAUGUGAGAUUCAAAAAAGUUUAGUAAAUGAAGCCAUUAGAUAGUGGAAAGGAUAUUUCCUAAAUCCUCUAAUUCCAAAAACCAGUAAGCUUUCUAUUCCUUUAUAGCCAUUUGAAAGAUGUAAUAGACACCUCACUCUCUCUAAUUCACCAUCCAAGUGAGUCACGGCAGAAUUUCUGGUUGGAGAAAUUCUAGGAAUGAUUGGUGUCUAUGUUAACAGGAAGGUAGGAUCACACAUUAUUUCAUUGGGUAAAUUCCGGGAUCAUCUCCAAAUUGUCUGAUAGAUAAGCAAUGCACAUGGUAAGCAUGCAAAAUUUCCUCUCAUUCCAAGAUGCACAGCAUAGCUCCUCCUGUUGCUAAUAGACAUUUUAUGCUUAUUACUCUCAUGGGGCAGAAGAAUAGAGUAAGAAUGCAGUUUCACUUUUUAAUUAACCCAUUUGUCACUUUCUGUCUUUUUUUUUUUUUUUUUUGGAGGGCCAGCAUGAAGGUUGGACACAUUUUCUUGGGCUUGGUGCCCCUUCUCCUCACGAUUCAUUGCAUUUGGGCCUUUAACACUUCCAAAGGGGAUCUCCGAAAAUUUGUUGGUUGUGCUGUGAGGGAGUUCACUUUUUUGGCCAAGAAGCCGGGCUGUAAGGGGUUACGUAUUACUACUGAUGCCUGCUGGGGUCGCUGUGAGACUUGGGAGAAACCUAUCCUGGAUCCUCCCUACAUUGAAGCUCACCAUCAAGUCUGCACCUACAACGAGACCAAACAGGUGACCAUCAAGUUGCCCAGCUGUGCCCCAGGCGUUGACCCUUUCUACACAUACCCCAUGGCCAUACGGUGUGACUGUGGGGCAUGUUCUACUGCAACAACUGAAUGUGAGACUGUCUGAAAUUAUCACUGUUGUACACAGCUGCUCCCAAGAAACUAGCUGUUGAACCUUUAGCAUCACGAGUGUACUUAUAUAGGCAGUACUUCCAGCUACAUCUCUUGCAUCUCUUUGAUUCCAGAACUAUUUCUAUAUAAUUGAGCAUAUCACAGAGUAGAUACUGAAUGCCCCCUCCCCAGAGAUAGAUAUUUCAAAGAGAAAGAGUCUACAACUGAUAAAUAUGUAGGCCGAAAAUGCCAUUUACACUUUCAUAAAAAUAAAUGUUCAUUUCUUAUAUCUCAGAAUUGACAUUUAUUUAUAUCAAGCUUCUGAAACCUCCUAUUAUUUAAAUUUCCCAUCUGCCAAUAUUUAAAAUAUAUUGGAUAUAUUGAGGCAGUUGAACUAUAAUUGGCUAAAGUAAUAGAAUCACAUAAUUUUAAAAUUUGGAAGGAACUUCAGCAGCCAUUUAGUCCUACCUCUACCCAAAAGAAAUCUCCACUACAUGGACAAUGGUUAUCUAGCCUUUGCUUGAAGACUUCUGAUGAAAGAUGAAUUAAAUCUAUAAUGCUAUUUAAUCCUUGGCCAUCAAGUGUAUGGAAUUCUGAGAUAAUGGCUUCUAGAAAUGGCUGGAAGGGAAUGUGCUUUGUCCUUUAAGCUUUCUUUCUAACUCUAGGAAUGCUUGCCAUAAAGAUCAGAUGACAACAGAUGAAUUUAAAAAAUGAAAUUUAGCCAUACUCUAAAUCUCAAUUGGCUGGACUUUGGUGAACUGUUUCAUAAGCAAAAACCUCCUCAAUGUCCCUUUGACACUAUACAAUUGUAAAAUAUAUGCAGUUUUUGACUCUAGCCUUCAUUUGGGCAUAAAAAUUCAUGAAACUUAAACAUUAUUUUGCAGGUUUCUACCAAAGCUCUCAAAAAGUGUCCUUGAUUCAGUCACUGGAAUUAUUCUCUAUUAAACAUAUCUUUAAUUUAAACUCUAAUUUAUUAACCUCUUUAAUUUUGCAAAUAUUUGUAAAACUGUAUUGGCAGUUACACAGGAACAGCCUGUGAUAUGGGGAGGUUGCUGUCUCUCGCAACUCAGAAAAUAGUCAAUUUCUUCUCUCUUUUUCUACUAAUAAUGACAUAUAUCUGUCUUGAGUUACUUUGGGGAUUUGCUGGUUUACAUUUUAUCUUGCUGUUUUUCAAUAACUUGCUUAAGAACAAUAUAUUUUGAUGUUUAUAGAGCUUGUCCUCUGAUUUUUGAAAUUUAAUUCAAUAAUAACCCUCAGAUUCAUCUUUUUAGUUCUUAAUAAACUUGAACUUAUAGUGAGAAGUACUUCCUAAUUUGUACCCAAUGUUAAUUUUUCCUUUAUUGUUAAUUAUGUUUUAAAUCAUUUAAGCAUCUUAUAUAAGAAAUGUGUGAAAGAGUAUGGCAUAAUGUAUAGGGAGCCAUUCUUGGAGUCAAGAAGACGUCAUUUUUUACCUUUAAUACAUAGUUGAUCAUUUAAGUUCUUAGUACCCUAGGCAAUUCUUUAAGAUUCUACAUUGCAAAUAGUACACAUAUAGAUAAAAAGGAAUUUCUUAUACCAGUGAAGUCACAGGUCUGGUAGAAAAACAGAAUUAUAGGAGAUAUAGACAUUUUCCUUUUAAUCUCUAGCUAUAUUUUACAUCCAUUAAGAAGCUCUGGAGUAUCCUCCCUUCCCUUCUCACUCACUUCCCCCAAUAAGGGCCUUUAGAGAAGAGUGAGAACAGAAUCAUUUUGUUUCAUAAAGUGAUUCUAUAUGAUUGAGAUAUUUUUUCAAAUGUAAAUACCUACAUUUGCUACAGAUGAUGUGCUACUCCUCAUUUUUAGGUACUGAACCAUAUCUGUCCCUCCUUGUAUGAGUUUAGUCUAUGUCCUUUCAUAAAUAAGAGGACCUCCCAACAUUAUGGAGGUCUGUUUCUAGUUCUCUUGACACUGAUGUAGGUAUAAAAAUUAUAGGAAACAUUUGUCAGUCAGUGCUUACUAUCUGCCAGGCACUAUGGAUACAAAGAAAGGUAAAAAAAAAUGUUCCCUGUUCUCAAGGAACUCUCAGUCUUAUUGGGGGGAAGGGACACAACAUAUACAAACAAAAUAUAUACAAAAUAAAUUGGACAUUAGCAACAGAAAAGGAGGGUGCUAGUAUUAAAGGGACUGGGAAAGACUGAUUAUAGAAGGUUUAAAUUAUGCUGAAACCUGAAGGAAGCCAGGGAAGCUAAGAGUAAUAGAUGAGGGGUGAGAGUGUGACAGUCUUGGGGAAAGGCUAGUAAAAAUUUUCAGUUUGGAGAUGGGUUGUCUUAUCUGAAGGACAACAGGGUGACUCCUAGAUCACAAUAAGUGAGGAGAGCGGGGAGGAUUAGGGUGUAACAAGACUAAAAAGAAAGGGGCAAGGUUAUAAAGGGCUUUAAAAACCAAAGAGAAGAUCUGGUAAUAAGGAAUUACUAGAAUUUCUUGUGUUGUGUGAUAUAAUCAGACUUGUAAAAUAGGAAGGUCAUUUUGAUAAUUAAGUGGAAGAUGAAUUGGAAACAGAAAGACUUGUGACGGAGAGUUAAUCAACAUUCUAUCCUUAAGAAGUAUAGAUGUUACUUGGUAGGGUUGUGUCCUGAGUGAACAGGACACAAUACAGUAAUCAAUACUAUUGAUUAGGGCAAAAUAAAAUGAAAUGGAUAAGAGGAACCUCAAUGGGAGUAAUUAAAGAGGAAAGAAGUUUCAGAUCUUUAAAUAAUUUUAAAGACCAAAAAAUAACACUGAAUGAAGAAAAUUGAAGAGAAGAGAGGAAAAAAAGAGAAAGUACCGUCUGAGUGUUUUAAUAUUUAAAAGUUUUUAAUAUUUAAAAUAUUUAAAACACCCCUCAAUCAGAUGGCAUAGCCCAUUAUUGAUAAGAGAAUCUGCAAUAGUCAUUAAAUAAGUAUUUAUCAAGCACUCACAAGCCUUCUACAAGUCUUUAGAAGCCAUAUAUUUAAAUAUAGACAGUCAGUCCUGGCCCUCAUAGAGCUUAGAAUAUCUCAGAAGUAGAAAAAAAUUCCAUUUAUUAAACAAUUAGAUUUCUGGUAACCUUAUCUAUAAUGAAAUAUCACCCCAAUCCUGAAAGCAAUUUUAAAAGAUUUCUGAGUGAAAAGAAUCAUAUGAUUAUAGUAUUAGAGGUGGGAAGGAACACAGAAGAUUUUCUAGAUGAAAUUUUGAUGAAAUUUCUAGAUGAAAUUUUCUAUUUUGUAGAUGAGGAAAUAUAGGUAUUUAGAGUUGAAGUCACUUGCUAAAAAGGUCACAUAAUCAUAGCUGAGAAAAUAGCUGUCACAAAGUCCUUGCACUUUAUAUAUACAAGAAUCAAAAACUGACUUCAAAUCCCUUUCAUAUAAUUAUAUGUAUAAUAGAGCAGCAAUAGUUUGAAUGAGGGAUGCAAUGAAGUAGUUGAAAUAUUUGAAUUUGUACUGGAUAUUUCUAAUAGGCUAGAAACAGUGAUUAUAUUUUAUGUAAUUAUAUCUUAAAUGUGUACAAAUUUAUAUGCAUGUAACCAUUUCAUGGAAUUCAUUAUUCACACUAAUUGGGACUUUAUAUAUGGACAAAAGGCUGUAUAAGCCUCAAUAGCCUUUGAGGUCAUUAUGGUAUUAUAGUAUACUAUAAGAGCUAGAAAGAGACUUGAAGUUCCUUUGACUUUGAAGGUCUUGAUUAAGAUUCCUUAACAGGGACCUUAACAAACUUUUACUUUAUGAACAAGGAAACUGAUGCCUAAAGCAGUUAAAUGACUUCCUCACACAAAUAAUAAGUAGUAGAGUAAGAGUUUAAAAUUGAUGUUCCUUUCUCUGAAUCUAGUAUUUCUAGUUAAACCAAGAAAUAAUAAACUCCACAUCAUCAAGAAAAGAUUAAUUUAGAUUCAGCAUAGUGUUAAACAGGGAAAGGAAAUGUAUUUAGAAAGAUUUUCUUCAGAAAUAAUUAAAAUGAAGUUUUGAUCUUAAAGGGACAAACUUUUAACUAUCUGGAAUAUUCAGGUUUAAGGCAAACUGUUUUAUAUCAAGGACUGCAUGUCACCUUAUUAAAAGAGGAUACAUACUCAUCCUUUGAUUAGGUACAGGCUCACAGCUCCUAAUUGGCAGGCUACAGAGAAAUACUCUCUGCUUUCUAGGGCUUUAAUGUGAUAAUCCUAUUUGUUCUUCCAGGGACCCAUUAUCAGAAUUAACUACUUAAAUUUGCAAAAGUAACUUCAGGUUUAAGCCUGAUCCUGAGUGGGUGAUUUUUUUUUUCUUAGCAUGUUGAAUAAUUAGUGGCAAAGAAAAUAAGGUCUCCUUGUUCAAAGAAUAAGUGUUAUACUUUGGAUUUGGCCCUGACCAUUAUAAAAGUCAGGUGAUCUUAUUAUUAUUAUUCUAAUAGUAUAUUGAAAGAAAAUAUCUUUUUUAUUUACAAGAGAUAUAAAGAUAAAAACAGUAAAAAGUGAAUUGAUUCAUAUUUAUUUUUUCCCACUCGUUCUAAUAAAUAGUUUAGUUUAUAACAAUAUGGAUGGAAGUGAUGAGGGGAGUCAUUGAUUUUUUAAUUUCCUAGUCAAUAUGAUGUGAUUACAAGGGAUGACCCUUUAGAGACAUUUAAAAGACACCUCUCUAUGGAAUGUGGGUAUAACUAUUAGCACAUUGUUAAAAGGAAAUGGUAAUUUCAAGAUGAUUGAUUGACUAUCAAUGAUCAGACUUUCAUUGGAAGAGCUAUUCUUUCCUGAGUUGUAUAAAAGUAAGAUCAAUUCUGCCAUUUUUUCUCUUUCAUUCAAGGAUUUUGAAAAGACAGAGCAGCAUACUAUGAAUUGGACCUAUCCUCAUAAACAGUUUCCUUUUCCAACCCCAGAGAUGUUGAUGGCAACUUAUGGUUGAAACACAUGGCAGAGGUAUGUGUGUACUUGUAUAUGAUCUGAAAAAAAACAUGAACAAUAUUUGUGAACCCCAACUCCUGAGGAGUGAGGGAAAAUUUUGAAAUUUUUAAAUAACAUGAUUCUAUAAUUUAGCCUUAUGGCCAGAGAAGGGAGAUUUCCUGGAUAGCAAAAACUUACAUGGAUCCUGUCUAUUGUCCUACCUAGGAAGGUCCAAAGGGAAGGGGAUUGCUUGAUCAGCAGCUCCCUGGAGGGAGGUACUAGGAAUCUUGGGGUAUAUAAACAUCUGGGAACAAGAGGCUCAUUAGAAUGUUAAAGAAUUGUGGCCCUUAUGCCAAUCUCAAGUUUGGUUCAUUAUUGGGGAAAAAUGAGCUUUUUGAAUACUCUAUUUUUUUUCUCUAUAGACUUCUUUAACUAAAUUUUACCUUUUGAAUUUUCCUGUUAGGAGAAAUAAAGGGUGUCUUAUACCUGACAAAUUUAGUAUGUUAAAAUACUAAAAGUACUUGAGAACUAAAUGAGGCAGUUUUUCUACUCAUAUUUGAAAAAACCUAGAUGUGAUCUAUACCAUGUUACUAUAGGUUAUGGUGGAAAGAAUGAAAGAUUUGGUCUUAGAGGACCUGUGUUCAAUUCUGUGAUUUUCUAAGUCACUUAACAUCCUAGGGCAUCAACUUCUUGACUUAUAAAGUGAGGGAACUGGACAAAAUGGCCUCUGAUGUUCUUUUAGGCUUUAUAUAUAUGAUCACAAAUCAAAGUAGAAUUACUGAAAAAUGAAGGAUUAAAAAAUCAAGACUCAAAAGGCAAAGGCAAUUUUAGAGACAAUUUAGGGGUAAAACCAAAUGGGGACCGAAAAUAUAAUUGGGUUAUUUUGAAAAUGUGUUUUUUUUUUUGCCACAGUGUGAAGAAGAGAUAAUUAGCAAAAGCUACCUCCAAAACAACUAACUUUCUUCUGAGAUUUGUUUAUUUUAUAACAUGAGGGCAAAUUUUGCAAAAAUACAGGCCAACAGGGCCUUUUCUGAUAUUAUUUUUGUAAAUUCAUGUUUGUUUUUUAGUAUUCUUUGUUUUCAAAAGAUGGUGAAGAUAAAUUCUCCAAUGUUAUUUUAACUCUGAAGUCAGAACCCUGUUAGUGAGUUGAUGUCUGAUUCAUUGUUGUAAAUUAAUAUUUCUUAGGGUUCUGUCUCUUGAUUUACAUUCUCCUCUCUGAAUGACACAAUUUAUAGGAUCUCAUAACAAAGUUCUACUUACUACUCAAAUUUAAUUAGGUUUUUCAUGUAAUCAAAAGUAUCUCAGAGGUGAAACAAAUGAACUGAGAGCACUUAACUGAAAAUAAUGAAGCAUUAUAAAAUAAAGUAUAUUCCAUUACAUUUUCCAUUAAGUUUUCCAGCUGUACAGAAUAACUUCUCAUUAACCCAGGAAAAUCUUUCAUCAAGAUGAUAUGCAUUGCUUUUUUUUUCCAGCUUCUUUAAGUCAAGUAUUAAGUGGUCACUUUUAUAUCAACCAUAUCUUGUUAAAGACAGUUCUUUUUUAUCCUGAAAGUUUAAUCAAUAAAAAGUAUUUGUUGGGUUAAGAAAUUAGUAAAAUUUUAAUUCUUAGAACUGUUGAAUCUCAACACGGGGAAAGUAAUUAUUCACUAGGAUGAUUAUUAUAUGGAAACCCCAAAUAUGGUUAAGGAAAUCUGGGUUCUUCUAUAAGUGCUUAAUGGAAGAACUGGUUGACUUGGCAUUCACUCUGGUAUAGACAUACAGAAAGAUGUUCUUAAUAUAUUAAAUGCUUUUGAUUAUUCCAAUAGUGGAAGAUGUGGGAAAAUUUGAAGAGAAUAAUGAGUAAUUAAAGGCUAUAGGCAAAAAAGAAACCAGAAAGAGAAUGUAAGAGCUAGGAGGAGCAGGGGCAUGGCCCCAUAAUUGUUAUUCUAUAAGAAAACCAUUCUCUAAUUUUAAGAAGUUCUCAGUGAAGAUCUGGUUAUUUCUGUUGUAUUUCAACUGGGCAGAGUCAAUAACUGUUAAUGAUUAAGUAAAUGUUGCAUUGGGGUACAGUAAGCCCUAUGUAGGAGAGAAGCAAAUUAAGCAGAUUGGAUUGUAAAAAGCACCAAAAUCCCAAAGGUUGAGACUAGCCACUUACAAUCCAAUUUAAUCCCCCAAGUAUUUAUUAAGUGCCUGCUAAAUACCUGGUGCCAGGUGCUAAGGAUAUAAAGAUGAUAUGAAAAAUAAUCACACAUUAACAUGUAAUAAAAAACCCAAAAAAUAAAGACUAUUGAACCUAAACUAAAAAAAAAUCAACCUAAAAUAUGUGCAAAGGAGGAAAUUUUGAAAACGAGAGGGGAAAUAGAUAAAUUGGAAACAUCAAAAAAGCUGAAGAACUGACAAAAUUAAAAGUCAGUUCUUUGAAAAGAAGAGAGAGAAAAUGCAAAGUAAUAAAUUUAAAAAUGAUUAGGGCCCAAUUAUAGAACACACAAAAGAAAUAAACAGAAUUUUUCGAAUCUACAGUUACAAACCAACCAAACUGAGUACUCAAAAGAAAUAGAUUGUACUAAAAAAUACUUAGAUUAACAAAUCACCAAAUGGAAAUCUUAAUCCAAUGUUCGAAAAGGAAAUUGAACUUGCCAUAAAGGAGCUACCAAAGGAGAAUGAAUUUAUCUAGGUGGGUGAUACAGAUUAAUUUACAAAAGAAUUCUACUAAACUUUUAAAGAAAAAUGAACACUGAUACUGUUCUAAUUAUUCAUAAGAAUUAAGAAGGAAUUCUCUACCAAAUUUCUUAUAUGGGACAAAUAUAAUACUAAUAAUUAAACCAGGGAAAGGUAAUACAAAAAAAGAUAGCUCUAGACCAAUAGAGCUAACAAAUAUAAAUUCAAAAUUUCAAAAUAAAAUCUUGGCAAAAAAGACUUCACCAAUUUACAAAGUCAGUCACUCAUUAUGGUUAAAUUGGAUUUGUAUGAGGGAUGCUAUGAUAGUUGAACAGAAAAGCAAUGAAUAUAAUCAU
Messenger RNA from Antechinus flavipes (yellow-footed antechinus), 9519 nucleotides. RefSeq names its product glycoprotein hormone subunit beta 5 (gene GPHB5). The transcript has 2 exons. Gene Ontology annotation, molecular function: hormone activity. Gene Ontology annotation, cellular component: cytoplasm; extracellular region. The record is from RefSeq and is a predicted model, not a curated record. Gene Ontology annotation, biological process: G protein-coupled receptor signaling pathway; regulation of thyroid hormone receptor signaling pathway. The coding region runs from base 1186 to 1728 and encodes 180 amino acids. NCBI's taxonomy places the organism in Eukaryota, Metazoa, Chordata, Mammalia, Dasyuromorphia, Dasyuridae.